AUGGACGCCUCAACCCCCAAGGCGAUUCUGACCUCCGAGAAUUUCGCGCAUGCACAGGAGAUCUCACGGGCCACCUCACCCGGGGGUGAACCGUCCACUAUCAACGGCGAUGGCGAACCUAAAGCUCGUGUCCGUCCUCGCACUUACCCCUACUUUAAAUAUCUACCCUAUCAACUAGAGGAUGAAGGCGAGCGGGAAAAGGCCCUCCGCGAGAUUCUGAAUCAGCUCUACAUCUCUGUGGAAGCUGGAGAUUUCAGUCCCGGAGCUGUCCACUGGACACGCGAGCUGCGAGGAUGGCUUUCACUUAAAUUUGAUCCGAAGCGCAAGGACCGAGUAAAUCUCGUGAAGCUCUAUUAUGAACUUUCUUUGGCUCCGGGCAUCGACCCUAGUGUCUCAGAGCGCUUCGCCAGCAUGUUCAUGCUUCUUACAAAGUUGGUUUGCUCCGCCAUUUUCGCCCCCAAUGGAGAGGUACUAAUAAGAUUGCACCCCAGGCGAAAGCACUACCUCAAGCCAGUGAAGGACCUCAUCCUGGACUGGAGACCACUUUACAAAGAACUCAAGGCCUUCGUACUCCCCGCUGAAUCCGGCCUCGUGCAUUCGACUAAUCUCAAGCGAAAUGUGAAAACACUGACCAAGCUUUGCGCAUUCGCGCAGCUUUUCAUUGACCCGUGCGAGCUCCCUGCGAUGCUUGAAGAAUUUCUUCCCCAUUACACAACCUCAUUUUCCGAAGGCGCUUUUGUGGUCGCCGGUCUGAUUAAUUUGAUGCUUCCAACAUCUCCACCACCAGCCGACCGGGAAGACCUAUUACCGCAAAAUCACUUGCCCACCCAAUUCCAUCUGUGGUCACUCGUUGGUCGCUCGAAGACAUUUGACACCACCUACCUCGAUUAUCUGUCUCGACUGGCUCGGGACUCACUUCCAGCCGAUCAUAUUCCAUUUUCAGAACAUGGUGUGUUUACAAAGGAGCAGUCGUCGCUCAUUUUUACAGCGGUCUUGAGACUGCUUGAGAUCCCCGUAGGCCAGUCUACUUCACCAUACAGUGCUCUAGUUGAUAUCUCCUCCGGGCUCGGUAUCAUGCUUGACCGCGAUACCCGAAAGCAUCCGGUGGCCCAUCAUAUUGCUCGAUGGAUCGUCAUGUCACUUUCUCCUGCCUGUCUCGAAUCAGAAGAUUCGAUUCUCACUCAACUCGAAGGUCUGAUUCAAGCUGUUGAGACUUUCUUCCAUCCUUCCAAUUCCGGCAGCUGGACCAAAACUCUAUCGCAGCUCGUAUAUUACCUGACAGAUUUCUUUGUGAUGCGCUGGAACCGCGAGCAGAGUGGUGAGAUGGAUGUCCCAGCGGAGCGACGACUUAAUGAAGCAUUGAAGCGUCGAUUCGUUAUCUGCCUCAGAGAUGUAAUUUUCAUGGGUAUUUACGCCAAAAGCAGCACCGCCAUGACUUUCUCUCUCUCGACACUUCAGGGCCUUGCGUACUUGGAACCACAUCUCAUUCUGCCAGGUGCUCUCCAAAGAAUUUAUCCUUCCCUUCAAGGACUAGUUGAGGUACAUCGGACAACGUCUUCCCUACGCGCUAUGCAAGUACUUUCUCGCGUUAUCACCCGGUCUAGAGGAUACCGCUGUCAUAUGACAACCCUUCUUGGGCUAGCCUUGCCUGGUAUAGACGCCAACGAUCUCGAGAAGUCUCUCCAUGCUCUAUCAUUCAUUCAGUCAGCGUGCUAUAAUAUCCCCAUGGUGGAUAUGACUGCCGGGCGAGAGGAUGUCAACUGUAAUAUGCUUGCGAUGCAAUGGAUUAGCGGCGAAAUGGAGAGAAUGGAGGAGCAAGGAGCAGAUGUACAGCUCAAUUAUGAAACGGAGUUGGAUGAUGAGACUGAAGAGUUAAUUCUUCGCUCAUCGACUUGCGGCUUCGGCGAUUUCAUAAUCUCAUUCCUGGGGCGAGUCUUUACACUCCUGGAAAACCUCCCGGACGUGACAAGAGUCCGCAAUGGCUCACCAGAGGAAAACAUUGUCAACACUCUCCCUGCUACUUUCAUGCCCCUCUUGGCCUCUCUUUCGCCGGAGUACUAUGAUAUCGCUCUGUCAAAGAUUGUGGAUUUCGUCUCCAACCACGUUAUCCACCAGGCCCGUGAUGCAAUGGCUUUCAUUUGCAAUGCCCUUUGCAAAGUUAACCCCGAAAAAGCUCUCAAGCGCUUCAUUCCUGUCCUCACCCAGGCGAUCCGCACCGAGAUCGAAGAGAAUGGCGCUGGUUCGACCAGAACUACCGGAACAGAUGUUCUUCCACGCGACCGCGGCUUAGUUUGGAACGUCAGUAUGCUGAGCAUGUGCGUGGUCCAUGUGGGCGAUGCUGUUCUGGCUCACCGACAGGAACUAUUCGACAUUGCUGUGUACAUGCAAAAGAAGUGUCAAGGCAUUCCUACAGUGCACAUCUCCAAUUUCAUUCAUCACCUCCUGCUUAAUCUGACUGGAACCUACACCAGAGAUUUUUCUCUCUACGAGCCAUCAGAUAUCAAGGAUGGCAUUCAGCCAAAGCAUUGGAGCUACAUACCCAGUGUGGAGAAGCUGAGCAUACAGUGGCAUGUUCCGCAGCGAAAAGAGCUUGAAUUCGCAGUGGAAGUAUUCGAGAAUCAAGCAGAGUCUGCUCUCCGUCAUCUGGUGGGACUGACGAAUGAGACAUCGAGCAUCAAACGCGAUGGUAGUGGAAAAGAGUGGUCGGAUGAGGUCACCCGCAAUUUGGUCCUUCUCCGUCUUCUCCUUUCUGGUAUUUCGGUACUUUUUGACCCCAAAGCUGCCUCAAAGACUUCGCCAGAGCUUGCAGAUGUCGUGGAUGCAGCCUCGGCCAAGUUUUCCGAUGGUUUUAAUGAUGCAGACUUUAACGGGCUUAGCGAGACGGAGGCCGACUCUCUGCUUGAUAGCUCAGAUGAGGUAUCUGCUAAAGAAAGUUUUACUUAUCCUACCGGCUAUCCUCUUACUGAAGGUGAUGCUCUUUACAAUACCAUUCACGGACUUCGUGAACGAGCAGGCUGGGUACUCCAUGAGGUGCAUCGGUUCUUGAGUGACAAACAGGAAGAUGAUGUACCGUGCUUCGGAGCACUUUACUCAGCCUUCCGCUCUUGGUUCGUGGAUGUUGGCAUCGAAAGAUCCGCCCAUGUCUUGGACCGUGUCACCCGACUUCUCGCCGCAGAUAUCCACCCAUACAAGAUGAGUGGAAUUCGAAAAGACUAUCCAAGAGCUUUGCUUGUGCGCAGAGCCAAUGUAUAUCAUCUCCAACGCCUGCGACACAAUGCUGCACCACGCACGCGGUCCAAACUCGACGAAAUUCUUCUAUUUGACCUUGCGGAAUCCUGUGUGUCACUUUACACAGAGACCCGCCGCAACGCUCAGAAUGCUGGAGAAUCGGCGCUCAAGUCUGUCUGGGGUGCGCGAUCGCUCAUUAUUCCACCUCUUUUGAAAGCAUUGCAGAAAGGUGUACGGGAGAACGACCAUGCCCGUAUUAAGGGCGCUUUAUACUCUCUUCUUCUUAGUAGCGUCGCUAAGACUGCUGGGCGGAACUGGAAAUACACUCCAACCCUCAUUCGAACCUUCAUUGAGGCAAGUGCUGUCGAUAAGCCCUCCGUGCAAAAGAUUUGCUCCACUGCUGUGUUCCAAAUAAUGGACUACGGCCGUGCCAUGGAGCGAAUGGCUAUCCUUGACCAGAGCAUUGUGGAGGCCAUUGCACCGGCAAAUGAUGUCACUUCUGAAAUUGAGCAGAAGCGCAAGGGCAUCAACAACAAGAGAGCUUCUAUCGAAAAGAAGAAAGCCGAUCUCGCGGAAGAGUUGGUUAAUCUCGCACGGGUUUCACACUGGAAGAUUGCCAGUCGCGCCGCGACCAUUGUCAUCACCAUGGGUCUUCGCUUCGACUACAUUGCUAGCGAAAAUUUGAUCGAGCUGGUGACGCUCGGCUCGAUUGACGACCACCCAGGUCUGCGUGGCAUGUACUCGCAAGCUCUCAUUGCCCUCUUCACCAUGAUUGAUGUACGUGCCAUCUGCAGCCACGAGUACAAGAAUUACAUACUGGGUCAUCAGCGCUUUCCUGCAAAGAUAAAGGUGGCAACCCGUCCUUAUGAAGAGGGAUGGACGCAGGAAUAUUUGUCUAGCUUCGCUAAGCCAGAGGCUGAAUACUACGUUGACCAUGAUUACCCCGGUUGGCUACUAUGGUCCAAAACAAUGCCUGCUUACAAGUCCAAUGUGGAACGAGACAUCGAAUAUGAUGAAGUGGAAUGGAAUGUCCGAACGCAGAUGGGCAAGUUGUUCACUCGCGAGUGGUUCUCCAAAUUUUUCAGGUAUCUGAAGCAAGAGCCUCGGGAUCCAUCGGCAGACAAAUUCCGGAUGUCCUGUGCCAUGAUGCUUCUGUAUGCCUUUGAGCUUCUGCUUCGGGACGGUCUCACAGCUGCCUCGUUCAAAGAUAUUCAAGAAGAGAUCCAACUCGUAUUCGAGGAUGGUAGUGAUAAGCACCAACACCGUGCUACUGCAGAAAUCCUUGGGGCGCUCAUCAGCUCUGUGGCUGAUACUACAGUGGAAAGGCGAGCUACAGUUUGGGAGUAUGUUUUCCCUAUCGUGAGGAAAAUCUUCAGCGAUGGCCUCACCCCGGAGAACUCUGGCUAUUGGACCACUUUUCUUCACAUGAUCCUGCAGUGCCGUGAUCCUCGACGAGCUUGGCCUUUGGUUGACUGGUUGGCUAGCUUCCGAUUGGACAUGUCGACCAAUGCAGCCUUCAAGGAGAGUUCCAAGAUUAAUCUCCUGCAUCAGUGCAUCAUAGAUGCUGGUUGGCACUUCCAACUCGAUAAGCCGAUUGUGCAAGAUUUCCUCGCCCAUUUGGAUCACCCAUACAAAGGAGUCCGUGAGGCUAUGGGCCAAACCCUUGCCACCAUCUACCGCACAAGAUACCACGAGUCUUACCCAGAUCUUCAGCACCUGUUAGACGACCAGAGAAAGGCUUCGUCGGUUGGCAGCUAUCCGUAUCGUCCUUCUGAUGAGUUUUCCGCUAUGGUCCGGGGCGUUUUCGAUAAGAUUGAGGCUUGGCGACACGACCGAGUCCCAGGCCAGCAAACUCCAUCGUCAUACACUUCGGGUAGUAAAACGGUACUUCUGUGGCUGGAUUCAACAUUGUCCUCCCACGAAUGCACACAGCUUGUACCGUUCUUCCCCGACGUGUUUACCGCCCAGCUUCUGCACAUGAUGGAUGUCAAAGAAGACCCUGAACUACAGUCUUUGGCAUACCAUGUUUUCCGCCAUCUUCCUAACAUUCCAUAUCCAGCGGAGAAGAACUCUCAGUUUAUUCAAUCUCUUAUUCGUAUCGGCCAAACAUCAACCUCAUGGCACCAACGUCUCCGCGUCAUGAUCAACAUCCAAAUCAUCUAUUUCCGCCGUUUAUUCCUCCUCGACUCCUCCGACCGAGACAGGCUAUUUGAAUGCAUCGCGGCCAUGCUGGAAGACCCCCAGCAUGAAGUACGAGCUGGUGCUUCAGCCACUCUUUCUGGUAUGAUCCGUUGCUCGCCUGUCUAUCUACGCAACAAGAUGGUCCACCGAUUCCAAGAACGCUUCACCAGGGUUCUGGCCGAGAAUCCCCUUCCGAAGAAACCCAGGGCCAUCCGGUCCGGUCUAUCAUCUGCAGUGUCCUCAGGUGCUGGAACUCCUACGCCCGAGCACAACCGUCUGAUUAUCGUCCGUCACGGAGCGGUCCUGGGAUUGGGUGCUCUCAUCCAGGCAUUCCCUUACAACAGUCCUCCUCCCAGAUGGAUGCCAGAGGCGCUCACCACUCUGAGUAUUCGUGCUGCCAGUGAUCCCGGUGUUGUCGGAUCUAGUGUUAAGUCAAUCAUCAGCGACUUCAAGAAGACACGACAAGAUACUUGGCAUAUUGAUGCGAAGGCCUUCACCUCCGACCAACUGGAAGAUCUCUCUGGCGUCCUCUGGAAGAGCUACUUCGCAUAA
Molecule: messenger RNA, 5961 nt
Organism: Penicillium chermesinum
Lineage: Eukaryota; Fungi; Ascomycota; Eurotiomycetes; Eurotiales; Aspergillaceae
Product: proteasome activator BLM10
Exons: 2
Coding region: 1-5961 (1986 amino acids)
Biological process (GO): proteasomal ubiquitin-independent protein catabolic process
Cellular component (GO): cytosol; nucleus
Molecular function (GO): proteasome binding; peptidase activator activity
Source: RefSeq, a predicted model, not a curated record